Molecule: messenger RNA, 2346 nt
Organism: Lingula anatina
Lineage: Eukaryota; Metazoa; Brachiopoda; Lingulata; Lingulida; Lingulidae
Cellular component (GO): trans-Golgi network
Source: RefSeq, a predicted model, not a curated record
UAUUGGGUCAUCAAAACAGUGAUUUAUAUCUGGAUUCAUUGGUGACUUAUUAAUGAUAAGGUUACGAUUGCAAUUGGUCCUGCAAUCACCUGAUAAUUGUGGAAAUUCACAAGGCGCUGGAUUUUAAAACAAGGAACACAUGCCAAUCGAAAUGUGUGCGGAUUUCUGUUCAAAUUUCAGGACAUUGUAUUUAAUGACCAACCGAACUCUCGGAACGUCGUCAGUGUCAAUGCGGCAUUUGUUUAUACUGUGUUUGCACUUUCUGAUUUUGCUGUCACCUGUUAGAUCAGAGACUUGUACAAUGCUUGGCCCAUGUAGCUGUAAAACUAGCAAAGGGACUAUCGACUUAACUCCACUCUCUGGGAACGGACAGGUCGCAAAGUUCACUUUCACCGACACUGCCUCCAAGGAUGUCUACAGCUUUAGUCCAUGUGUAGCUUUCUCUGAAUUUACUGGAUGUGCUGAUGCUGCUAUGUGUCAGCUGCAUGAUACUGGUUAUUAUUUACUUGGCAAGCAAGACAGCAUGGAGUUUCUGGGAGACCCCCAGGCAGGCAGUCUGGUGAUGCACUUUCUCCCACAGGCUCAGAGGGAGAGCAGGAUAGCCCUUCACUGCAGUCCUGGGAAGGAAGGAGAGUUUAUAUUCAUAAAAGAAGAUCAGGAUCCUACUACAAAGCAGUCCACUUUUCAAUUUAGUUUGACAACAAAGUACGCUUGUCUACCUGAUCAUAGUUUGAGUUUGGGCUCUGUACUCUGUAUAAUACUGUUAGUACUAGUAAUCAUCUACCUGGUCUGUGGAAUUCUCUUCCUGAAGUUUGUGAGAGGGGCGCAGGGGGCAGAACUCAUACCAAACCUAGAUUUCUGGAAAGAUUUCCCUUUUUUAGUGAGGGACGGAUUUUAUUUUGUCAAAAAUGGUUGUAAAGAAGAAAGUACAUAUGAGAAGAUCUAGACAUCAUCCAGUUGGCAGGGAGGCAGGCAGCUAUUUCUGUGGGGUCAUCUAACAUCAAUAUCACUGUGUCAUCUGUCACCAUUUCAUAAAGAACAAGAUACACUUUGUAUAUGUACAGUGUGGGCAAUGAUUUUACAGUUUUCAAUGGCAAAGGCUUUCAGAAUUUUCUGAAGUGGCAAUUAGGUUUAAUAAUUUGAAAUAAUUGAAAAGUUAUUUAGGAGCCAAUACUGUGAUAACCAGCAAGAUGUUUAUUUUUCUUCAUACAAUUUUAAAUAUGAUGAAUAUUGAACAUUAAAAUGUAGACACUAACCUAAGGGGGUCGGUCAUAAAUUUUUACCAUCAUUUUCAUAAAUUUACAAAACGUUCACUGGGUGGUUGGGGGUGUGUGUAAAUGCUCUCUGUACACUUUUGAAAAAUUAUAAAAAUGACGAUCCAAACUGAUGUCGAAGGUCACGGUUUUAAGUUUUUCAUUUUAUACUCUGGAAAGGGGAAAGGGGAUCCAGAAGAAAAAUGCUUCGUAGACAAGUUUUGUGAAAAAAUGAUGGUAAAAAUGGUUGACCCCUAAAGAUGCAAGUGGCAAAAAUGAUGCUAAGCUUAUCCUAGAAAUAUAUUUUAGAUGUAAGUUUAAGAUGUUAAGAUUUAUCUUUAAGACAUUUGGAAAGUUUAGAGCAUCUGUCUCGAAUUGAGAUUGGCAUUUUCAAAUGGACCAAUAUAGGUUGUUGCAAUAUUUAUAAGCUUAGGUUUUAUGUAUUAUGAAUUCCAUUCUUUUGAAUAUUGUACAGAAAAAAACCUCUUAGUUUUAUUUCCUUUAGUUGUUUAUGUAGUUCUAAUUAAUGAAGACUGCUAUUGUGCCAUUCCACAGGCAAGCUCAAAUAACUUGUACAUUGUACAUAAUCCAUGUAUGUCAGUGGAGUUGCCAUUUUUAUAAUGAAUAGAAUUUUUGAAACUUUUUCUCUGAAAAUUGUAUUUUGCUGGACAACAGAGUUCCUUGAACAUACAGGAAAUCCAGUGACUUAUACUUUUAUGUUUUUAAUGCUCACAGACUUAUAGAAUCUGUUAAUCUUUCUACCAAGAAGGCAGGUACUAGUAUUUAGAAUUAUUAGAGUAUUAACAGGUGGCAACAUCAGAUAGGAUAUCUUUACUUAUGUUUCUGUGUGAAUAGUUAGCUGAAAUACCAUGAAGUUAUAUGUUAACAAAACUGGGAUAAAUGUCUACAAACAGUUAAACUUAGGUAAUACUUCUCCAGUAUUUCCAUGUUUAGCCAUACACCUUCAUAAGGUGAAGCAUUUCAUUAGGACAAGGUGACCUGUCAGACACUAAGACAUUAGGGUGGAAAUAUGUGUUGUUUAAAAGGUUAAGAUACUGUGUAUCAUUAGUUAUACAGCUUGACAUUGGUUGAG